Molecule: messenger RNA, 780 nt
Organism: Cadophora gregata
Lineage: Eukaryota; Fungi; Ascomycota; Leotiomycetes; Helotiales; Ploettnerulaceae
Exons: 4
Coding region: 314-658 (114 amino acids)
Source: RefSeq, a predicted model, not a curated record
CAUUCUCUUAAAGUUCCUUCUCUCUUCACACAUAUCAUCAACUUUUGGAACUGCAGAACAUCGCAAGCAUCAUCGCUAGGACGUGUCAAAUCCAUCAUCAUUGUAUCAACUUCUUUUGCUUGACUACUCAAAUAGGCACCCAAGAAACGAAAAACUUCUAUAACAUGGUCUAUUCCUAAUACUCGUAGCCACAAGUAGUGUCUUCGCCCAAGGCUACGGGAACAUUAAUCCAAAUCAAGCUCACCAUAACAAAUUGCCACGGGUAGCAGAUGCAGCACGGCCAACAGCAGAGUCACGCCCAAAUCUUCCGCCAAUGCUCCCAGAGUACAAGGCCGAGAUCUUCCAGUGCCAAAUGGGAGCUGAGAUGAACGGUUACUGCUGCCAGACCGUGACCAAGGAUGGUGUUGGCAUGGGCUGCAACAAUGCGACUCCCCUGAUAGCAAACUUCAUGCAGGAGAUCAUCACUUUCGAUUGCCCAAUGAUAAUUAAGGAGGUAAAGCAGAAGAAUACAAUCGGUGCAUGCUGCUCUCCCAAUGCGACCAUGGUUACUCCAACAAUGUCUCUUUACAAGUGCCAGGGAUCCACUCUUACCAGAAUCGACGUCGAAUCUAAGAAGCCGUCUGUUGUGGGACCAGUGCUGGACACCCUUGAGGACUGAAAGAGGCGUGCGGCGUGCUGGGCAUCAGAAACGUGGUGUAUUACAGACAGUAAGGAGGUACUUUGACGAUUAUGAGGUUCAAGGACUAGUGGAGGCGCUCUGGCACAUUGUUUUGACACAGG